AUGAAGGAUUUUCUAUCAAGUUCGGAUAGUGAUGAAGUUGAGAUAAUGAUGAGUAGAAACUAUCGAGAAGUUGAAGAUGAUGGUAUCGGGGCUGCAAUUGGAGUACAACAAUGUGAUAUGAAUGUGCUACAUGUGCCAAAUGUGAGAGAUGAAGUGAAUGUGGAAGAGGGAGUUGAUAUCGAAAAUGGAGUGAAUGUGGAAGAUCGAGCGGUGGAAGACCGAGUGAAUGUGGAAGAUGAAGAUAAUGUGGGAGAUGAAGAUGUAGUAAAUACGAUUUCUAGCUUGAGUAGUGAUCUUUUUGAGCCAUUUGUUGGGAAGGAGUUCGAUGAAGUAGAAGACGCCCAAGCCUUUUACAAGGCGUAUGCAAGACGGAAAUGUUUUGCAAUGAGGACCAACAAUACUCGAUUAUCAAAAGAGGACAGAAAACUAAUUUUAGUAGAGUAUGUUUGCUCAAAGGAGGGAUUUCGGCAUGAAAGUCAGAAACCAAAAAAAAAAAUCCCGAACCUGAUGAGACAAAGAUUGAGUGUAAAGCAACAAUGUGUAUAA
Juglans regia (Persian walnut) is the source of this 546-nucleotide messenger RNA. RefSeq names its product protein FAR1-RELATED SEQUENCE 5-like. Bases 1 to 546 code for a protein of 181 amino acids. Lineage: Eukaryota; Viridiplantae; Streptophyta; Magnoliopsida; Fagales; Juglandaceae. The transcript has a single exon. The record is from RefSeq and is a predicted model, not a curated record.